Phytomonas sp. EM1 is the source of this 1023-nucleotide messenger RNA. The record is from the annotation of a GenBank genome assembly. Lineage: Eukaryota; Euglenozoa; Kinetoplastea; Trypanosomatida; Trypanosomatidae.
AUGGUGCUCCUCGCGGCCUCGUCGGUGGUCUGCAAGGAACUCCUCUUUCGGUGGUCCAAACGCGUCGGGGAGCGGGCGGGAUCGCGGGUGGUGGUCGCGAACGCCUAUCACCACCGCGCGGAUGCCUGGAGCGGCGGCGUCGCGUUGAUCGGCGUCGGCGGGCAGAUGAUGGGGAUCCCCGGGGUGGAUGGGAUCUCAGGCCUCGUCGUUUCCCUGUCGGUGUGUAAAAUGGGGUACGACCUGCUGCGCGAUUCCGUGCUCGAGUUUUUCGACCACCAACGCGGCGAGGACGUCGCGCGGGUGCGGAAACAGCUGAUGAAGUUCUACGUCUUCUUGGAAGCGGAGGGGAAAUUGCGAUUGGAGAUCAGUGAAUCGGACGCGGAAGGGGAGCGGGACCUCGGGCAGGGGUCCCUUCCCUUGCCGUUGGUCGGGUGUAGCACGGGGUCGUGCGCGCUAUCGGUGCGCGCCACCACCGAUGAACUUCCUCCGCAGGGGGGCCCGGAGACGAACAAGAUGCGGUUUGUGAACGUAUUUUUAACGCGUCACGGUCGCUUCUAUGUGGUGCACAUGAAGGUGUUACUCCGCGAUGACUUCACCGCGCUCCAGCUCCAGACCGCGCUCUCCAAGCUGAAUGCCUAUCUCUCUCGAAGUCUCUCGAUUCAGGAUGUGUUUGCCUCCGUGCAGGUGUGCAGCGAGGUGGCUAUGCCACGAAAGGAGUACAUCGAGCUCUAUAAAAAGGAUAUGAAUGGAGGAACGCAGUCUGAAGCGAAGGCCACGGAGGUGCACACGGCCGCCGAAGGGGAUCUGGUCAAUCCCACCUUGGAGGAUUGCAUGCAUAUGCUUAUCGAUUUCCAUGCCUUUCAGCAUGGAAUCCAGUAUAACUGGGAAAAGCGUGAAAUCUACGUCACUGUGAAACACAAGAAUGACUGCUUUCGCGAUGUGGAAUCCGUUGCGAAGAUGUUUGGGUGUAAACUUAUCGCAAAGGAACCCACGACGCGUAAGCACGGUCAGUGCACCUUGUAA